This is a messenger RNA of Tripterygium wilfordii, 1789 nucleotides long. Its product is annotated as vacuolar iron transporter homolog 2.1-like. Lineage: Eukaryota; Viridiplantae; Streptophyta; Magnoliopsida; Celastrales; Celastraceae. The record is from RefSeq and is a predicted model, not a curated record. Gene Ontology annotation, molecular function: iron ion transmembrane transporter activity; manganese ion transmembrane transporter activity. The coding region runs from base 307 to 1107 and encodes 266 amino acids. The transcript has a single exon. Gene Ontology annotation, biological process: intracellular manganese ion homeostasis. Gene Ontology annotation, cellular component: membrane.
UGAUACAUCUUUGUACCUUGUUUCUUGUCUCUGCAAGACAGUUGUAUUAAUAGGGAAGUAUAUUCCAUUAUUUGUGACAACCUACAGCCAGCGACCUACGGAAGAAUUGAUGUUGGUGUUUUCUAUUAUCUCUGUGAAGACCGGACUGGUUUAGAUUUACUUGCCCUCCUCCUUGUUUUCUACGGUACCAUCUGAGUAUUCUAUCGUUUAACUCCUAGUAAACUCCCCCUUCAAUGGCGGUGUGUGUUGGGUAUAAGUAUCUCCACGUGCCUUGAGUGUGUCAAGCUCAUUCUUUUCCUUAUCUUCAUGGCUUCCUCUGAAAAAGUUGAAACCUCUGUUGAUGUUACGGUGGUUUCUCUGGCUCAGAGAGCUGAAGUAGUGGAAAGAGCUCAGUGGCUCCGAGCGGCUAUUCUCGGAGCCACAGACGGAUUGAUUUCCACUGCAUCUCUGUUGCUGGGGGUUGGUGCAGCGACUGAAGAUAGAUGGUCCAUGAUCCUAUCCGGACUCGCUGGAUCUCUUGCGGGUGCCUGUAGCAUGGCUGUUGGGGAGUUUGUCUCUGUUUCAACCCAGAGGGAUAUUGAGAAGAAAACAACUGCCGACCACUGCACUCAUCAGUCUGAUGAUCAUGGUAAUAUUAAGCUUGUUGUAACAUCCACAACAGCUACCAUUGAGACCAACCUGACAGCAUCUAACAAGCAAACCCCUUCGCCAAGUCCCCACCAAUCUCCUGCUCUGAAAAUGCUUACAGAAGAUGCAAAGAAACAUGUAUUAAGAUUGCAAGAUAAGUAUGAAUCAGAGGAACCUGCAUUGCCAAAUCCAUACAAGGCUGCAGCUGCAUCUGCUCUGGCAUUUUUGUGUGGAUCGGUCUUGCCUCUGGCGUUAGCCAUAUUUGUGCCUAAUAAUGGUGCGAGGAUGGUGGCGACGGCUGUUGUUACGUCGAUAGCUCUGGCUCUUUUUGGGGGGAUUGGAGCUCAUCUUGGUGGCUUGCCAAUACACUUAUCAGCAGUGAAAGUUUUAGUUGGGGGGUGGAUUGCCAUGGCAAUUACUUAUGGCUUGCUAAAGCCUUUUAAUACUGAUGAUCAUCCAAGUAGUGGACAUACUACAUAAAUAAUGCUUGGUGAAGGAACAAGAGUCCCAUCUGUGUCAAAACCCACAAAUUCCUAGCUAGCAAUCCUAUCUUGUAAAAAGACAGAAUAAAGAUUCAAUCUGUCAUGAUCAAUUCUAAUUUUACUUUUUGACGGCAAAACAUAUAUAUAUAAUCAUGUCCAAAAUAUGCCAAAACGUAAAUAAAACUCACCAACUGUGGCUUCAAGCCUUCAGUACUCAUGUUCUGGUAGACAAAUUGCUCUGUUGGGUGGGCUCUCUUCCCAUGCUCAAACAAGAACAAACAUAUAUCUGUCAAUAUUUUUGGACAAUAUCGGAGCCCCAUUACAUGGGCCUUUAAUUGAGCUUUUAAGGUAAGUGGAUGGGUGACCCAUUCUUUCUCAAAAGUUAUGGCUCAUGAGUUGAGUCCAAACAAUUGUCUUCCAAUGUGAGACUUUUGUAUGGGUUCUAACAGUAUCCCAUGAUGAGGUAAGAAAUUGGAGAGACGAUCUUUCCAAAUGGGUUAGGCUCACUCAUCAAAAAACCUGCAACUUACAUGUGUUUGUUAUCUCAUCAGCAUGAUAGUGAAAUGCUCUACCAAACGGAGUCAUCAUAUAUUUUCCUUCUUUUUUGUUUAAUGAAUCUCUUAAUUACCAAAAAAAAAAAAAUGUUUCAUUUUAAUGUCUAAUCAUGUAUGGGCCUACCA